This is a messenger RNA of Scatophagus argus, 784 nucleotides long. Its product is annotated as gamma-crystallin M2-like. The coding region runs from base 1 to 768 and encodes 255 amino acids. Gene Ontology annotation, molecular function: structural constituent of eye lens. NCBI's taxonomy places the organism in Eukaryota, Metazoa, Chordata, Actinopteri, Scatophagidae. The record is from RefSeq and is a predicted model, not a curated record. Gene Ontology annotation, biological process: visual perception; lens development in camera-type eye. The transcript has 3 exons.
AUGCCGAACACCGAGCGUCUCUUUUAUGGUGCGCUGCUGGCUCAGGCUGUUUGGACAAAAGGCCUCAGUUGCUCAGGUGCUAUAAAGAGCAGCAGCUGCCCUACAGGUAACACACACUCAACAACCAGCACAGCCAACAUCAGCAAGCAGCUGAGCAACCAGAGAGGCAACAUGACUUCCAGCGGCAUGAACAUGAUGAGCAGGCUUUUGAAACAAACCUCAUCGCCGUCUUCUGCCUCUGCUCAGAUCAUCUUCUACGAGGACAGGAACUUCCAGGGUCGUUCCUACGAGUGCAGCGGCGACUGUGCCGACAUGUCGUCCUACCUGAGCAGGUGUCACUCCUGCAGGGUGGAGAGAGGCUGCUUCAUGGUCUACGACCGCACCAACUUCAUGGGCAACCAGUACUUCCUGAGGAGGGGCGAGUACUCCGACUACAUGAGCAUGAUGGGGAUGAGCGACUGCAUCAGGUCCUGCCGCAUGAUCCCCAUGCACCGCGGGUCCUACAGGAUGAGGAUCUACGAGAGGGAGAACUUCGGAGGCCAGAUGUACGAGCUGAUGGACGACUGCGAUAACAUCAUGGACCGUUACCGCAUGUCCAACUGCAUGUCCUGCAACGUGAUGGACGGACACUGGCUGAUGUACGAGCAGCCCCACUACAGAGGCAGGAUGAUGUACAUGAGGCCCGGAGAGUACAGGAACUUCAUGCACAUGGGCAUGAGCAACAUGAGGUUCAUGAGCAUGAGGCGCAUCAUGGACUCUUACUAUUAGAGUCUCCAUGGAAACA